AUGACCAAUGAAGGUGAGGCAAAGUCUGUGAUAUACAAAAAAACGGCCGAGUACUUUGAUAGAGGAUUUCAGAGGAAUUUAAAAGGGGAUGCGCCAGAGCCACUGAAGCCAGUGAUGCCAGUGAUGCCAUUGCCAGAGAAGCCAUUAUUAAGAGAAGAAAUAUCCAAAAUCAAAUCGCACAGGUCCACUGAACACGACCAGAAAAAUGUUCUUCGGGUAUUUGUAAGUGACUUUGCUGGACAGUCAAUCUAUUACGAUACCCAUGGCUGCUUUGUGAAACCGCAUUGUCCUUAUGUUUUGGUUCACGACCUUUCUCUGGAGUUUGAUAAACCCGCCGUUCCCAAGUUUAAAGACAAAGCUGAAAAGAAAGAGAUAGAGAUGAACAAUCCUCAUCUUAAUACCAAUUUAGAUAAUUUUACAUCAUGGUUGAAGUUUCUGCAAGGUUUAGGAGAAUACCAAGGUCAACAGUUCCCUGAUGAAACUGGUCACUGUACUACUGCAGACGGUCGUAAUUUUAAACGCCCACCGGUAUUAAUAGCCUUAACUCAUAGUGAUAAGGUGAAAGGUAACGGCCCCAAAAUACUUAGCGUAAAAGAGAGAAUCGAAAAUGUCGUGUCUGCAAGUGACUAUAAGAAUGUCAUUCUUGGGGUUUUCCUGAUCGACAACACAUUGGAAGGCGACGAUGGAGACGACGUACGAAAGCUUCGUAGAGAGCUUUUUGACUACUCGAAUGCAGUCCUUAACCAGGAGAUUUUAAUGCCUGUGAAAUGGCUAAAUUUUGAAGUUGCUCUAAGCCAGAAGCUAUCACCAGAUUGCAAGUAUAUCCCAGUCGACGAAGCUAAGCGGAAAGCGGAGGCCUGUGGCAUUCGAGAGUUUGAUCAAGCUAUCAAGUUUCUACACCGUCAAGGUGUGAUCGUACACCACAAUGGAUCCAGCAAGGUUGUAUUGGAUCCUCACUGGUUAAUGAAUCGCUUUACGCAAGUGAUCUCCAUGCCUGGCCAAUUGGAUGCCUUGUCCAGGCACGCUCUUGAUGUGUUCGAGCAGAAAGGCAUUUUGUUUCGAGAAUAUUUUCAGACGCUGGAAGACGCAGAACUUUUAGAAGAGCUUAUGCAAAAGUUUAAUUUGAUUUGUCGUUGCCAGCACGAGGGAAAGGCAGCUUUUUAUGUCCCUUCAGUUGCCCCAGCUACGAAGCCAGGAAAAGAGUUGGAAGCUAGCAGUGGUCCAACGCUGUUUGUGACAUUUCCUCGCAAACUUGUAAACAGGCCGUUUACGAAGCUUCAAGUGAGGUUAAUUUCUGAGUGUGAAAAGGGCUUUCCCCAUCAACAAGCCACGCCUUCAUUCUACUGCAACUACUCCUCGCUUCUGUUUAUUAUAGACGGCGACGUGUAUGAUGUUCAUUUAAUCGAUCUCCACGAGUUCAUUAAGAUUGCCGUUUUUCCAAAACAGGAUGGCAACCAUUUCAAGUUUGCCAGUCAUUUUCUAACCACCUUGAAAAAUUGCUUGCACGACCUUAAAUCUCCAGACCAACUAUUAUUCAGCAUGACCAGCUAUGACCUCGAAGUGAAAUGUACCUGCUGUUUUGGUAAAGAAGAAGGAAGAUGUUCUCGUCAUCAUGAGAUCCAGUGUCAUUCAGACCGUUGUGGGCACCGCCACUUCUGGAAGCUUAGUGACCUUCAGAAAUGCUACAACGAUCCAUCCUUUGUAGUUUGCCGGUCGAACAACUCGUCCACGAAGUUUGAGAUUAAGAGUGUAAAAAUUUGGCUCAAUACUG
Messenger RNA from Paramuricea clavata, 1771 nucleotides. The record is from the annotation of a GenBank genome assembly. NCBI's taxonomy places the organism in Eukaryota, Metazoa, Cnidaria, Anthozoa, Malacalcyonacea, Plexauridae.